AAAAAAAAGGUGUGGCUUCACGAUCAGGUUCACAACAACCUGCAUUUUGUCCUCCACGAGAGUGAAUCUCGCAGGCAGAUUGAAUGCUUUCAUGCCACAAUGUAGUAUUUUACUCCAUCUCGUUUUUUUCUUUUCAUUUUUUUGGCACAGCAAAGUUUUUCCACUCAUUUUGGAAUGGAUGAAGAAACAUCACUGUGAAGACAGCAGAACGAUGCUCAAGAGUGAGUUUGACAGGUAUGGAAAAAGACAGGGAAUGUUAGAAGACUGGUGGCACAGGAGAUGGUGCAGUGCUCCACGGCCUCGCUGCCUCCUCUUCGUAGUGGCACUGGCAGUCGUUUUGUUUUAUUACAGCGUAAACAUAGAGAACAGUGCAAGUGACUGGAGACCCGAAUGGUGGAUGCAACAUGAUGCAACAAAAUGGUGGAGUGUGCUGAAAAGAAUUGGCAACAUUUCUCUCACGGGAGCUGAUUGGCACGUUUCUCCAGAGUCAGAGGUCGUGAAAGCACUUGAAGGAAGUGACGCUGAAAGUCAGCUGCUCCCUGUACGCCGAAGCCCAUACAUUGUGGCUUACCCCUCUGAGUAUCACUUUAUUAUAAAUGAGCCAAACAAAUGUGACGAACAGAAACCUUUUGUGGUCCUGAUGGUGCCUGUGACGCCUCACAACAGACGCCAUCGAGACAUUAUUCGAAGCACCUGGGGCGGGGAAAGUGUGGUGUUGGACAAAGUGGUCAACGUCUUCUUCCUGAUGGGGCUGCAUAGCGGCGAACCUGUGGAACACCUUGAAGAACAGCUGCAGCAAGAAAGCAAGGAGCAUCAAGACUUGAUCCAAAGUAAUUUUCUGGACAGCUACAACAACCUGACCAUCAAAACCAUGGUGAUGCUCGAGUGGCUCACCUCCUACUGCUACGGUGCCUCUUAUGCCAUGAAGAUUGAUUCCGACAUAUACCUUAAUGUGCCAAAUCUCAUUUCCAUGUUGUUAAAUGCACCCACAAAAAACUACAUGACUGGACAUGUGGCCAGAGGAGCAAAUGUAUUGAGAAAUCCCACCGCCAAGUGGUAUGUCCCGGUGGAUAUUUACCCAAAAGCACAGUACCCACGUUAUGCUCUGGGCCUGGGUUAUAUUCUGUCUUUGGACCUGCCUAAAAAGCUUUUGGCAGCUUCCAGAUUUGUCAAAGCCAUCUACAUUGAAGACGUGUACUUGGGGAUGUGCAUGGCAUACCUGGGCAUUCCUCCCACAGACCCUCCACAUACGGAUUACUUCCAUUACAGUCCAGUGCCGUACAAUCGCUGUGUUUAUUCCAAACUUGUUGCCACCACCUUGGAUGAAGAUACCAAUCUCAUGUGGAUUUGGAAAGAUUUCCAUCAAGCAGGGAAUACCUGCUGAUCUGUCAAAGCACGACUUGCACUAAUGGAGGGCUCUCCCCGUAUAUGCUUUGUUGUUGUUGUUUUUAACUUUCUGACAUCUCUCGACACGUUUACAGUGAGCACAUGAAAAAGGAAUCGGUAUUUGAUAUCCAUUGCUAUUUGCCAACAACAGAUGGGGUAGCACCUCCAUUAUCUUUCCAACCAGAGAUUUGAGAAAAGCCCAAACGAAAUAUGUUUAUGCCACAAGAAACAAAACAAAAUACAUUAAAUGAAGCAUGAAAAAUUAAUUUAUAUUUCGUAAAUUUGACAAAGUAAUCGUUUUACCGAAGUGAGAUAUUAAUGAGCGACAAACCCGAAGUGCGAGUCACUGCAAGAUGACAAUAGCAGGGCGCACAACGGAGUGGUUGGGACAAAUCGUCUGUGUGUGUGUGUGGGGGGGGGGGGGUAUGGUGUUGUACUUUGUACUUAUUAAUAUUUUAAUAUUAAAUCCAUGGAUUUAUUUCAUGCAUGUUUUCUUAUGGAUCAUGAAGUCAUAAUGUAGAGCGAGGGGGGGGGGGGGAUCAGCUUGAUAAGCUGCACCUUCGCAAACAUUUAUAAUACUGUUUCUUUUCAAAAUGAUAAAUAUGUCAUAUAUUGAUCGGUUUGGUCUCCUCUUCAGUUUAGUAAAUAGUGAUUGACGUUUCUGUCUUUAUCUACUGGUUGACCUGAAAUAAAAAUGUGCUGGCUGCUU
Hippocampus zosterae (dwarf seahorse) is the source of this 2095-nucleotide messenger RNA. Its product is annotated as beta-1,3-galactosyltransferase 2. The transcript is spliced from 2 exons. The record is from RefSeq and is a predicted model, not a curated record. Gene Ontology annotation, molecular function: N-acetyl-beta-D-glucosaminide beta-(1,3)-galactosyltransferase activity. Gene Ontology annotation, cellular component: membrane. The coding region runs from base 92 to 1384 and encodes 430 amino acids. Lineage: Eukaryota; Metazoa; Chordata; Actinopteri; Syngnathiformes; Syngnathidae.